AUGAUCAGUAUGACUAACAUUUUUACUCCAAUAGAAGAAGCUUUAGAAGCUUACAAAAACGGUGAAUUUUUAAUUGUCAUGGAUGAUGAAGACCGUGAAAAUGAAGGUGAUUUAAUCAUGGCUGCUGAAUUAUGUACUCAAGAAAAGAUGGCCUUUUUAGUUAGAUAUUCUUCAGGUUAUGUUUGUGUUCCAUUAAGUCAAGAAAGAGCCAAUCAAUUAGACUUGCCACCAAUGUUGGCCAAUAGAAGUGAUAGACAUGGUACUGCUUAUACUGUCACUUGUGAUUUUGCUGAAGGUACAACUACUGGUAUUUCUGCUCAUGAUAGAUCAUUAACUGCUAGAGGUUUGGCUAAUCCUAAUUCUAAACCUGAUGAUUUCAUUAAGCCAGGUCAUGUUUUACCAUUAAGAGCCGUUGAUGGUUUAUUGAAAAAGAGAAGAGGUCAUACUGAAGCUGCUGUUCAAUUAAGUACUUUGGCAGGCUUACAACCAGCUGGUGUCAUUUGUGAAUUGGUACGAGAUGAAGAUGGUUUAAUGAUGAGAUUAGAUGAUUGUGUUCAAUUCGGUAAGAAACACAAUAUCAAACUUAUUAACAUCAACCAAAUCGUCGAUUACAUUUCAAAGUAA
Candida tropicalis MYA-3404 is the source of this 624-nucleotide messenger RNA. RefSeq names its product 3,4-dihydroxy-2-butanone-4-phosphate synthase (gene RIB3). The transcript has a single exon. Bases 1 to 624 code for a protein of 207 amino acids. The record is from RefSeq and is a predicted model, not a curated record. Gene Ontology annotation, cellular component: cytosol; mitochondrial intermembrane space. Gene Ontology annotation, molecular function: 3,4-dihydroxy-2-butanone-4-phosphate synthase activity. Gene Ontology annotation, biological process: aerobic respiration; riboflavin biosynthetic process. NCBI's taxonomy places the organism in Eukaryota, Fungi, Ascomycota, Pichiomycetes, Serinales, Debaryomycetaceae.